AAAAUGACUGAUUUCCUGUGUGUAAAAAGGAGAGAAAAAGGAGACAAAACGACAAGUUGAUUCUUUAAGUGUGUCAUUGAGUGAGACUGUGCCUUGUGUCUUAUUCUAGUUCUCAGAGCAUGGUUGCAGGGGAUGGUGCAAACAGAACUAAACUUCUAAAACAAACCUGACAACGUGGUUCAUCCUGGAAGAUCUUAAGACAAAACUCACUUGUCACACAAUUUUGUUUCCCACGUAAUACACUCAGCACACUGUCGUGAAGGAAACCAAAGACGGGAGAAGACGAAACUACACGAUCUUCAGAAAUCUUAAGGCCUAUGUUUCAUCAUCCCGGUCUCAGCAGUUCCUGUUUUCCUCUUUUUCAGAACAAAGAACAAACUGUGGUACUUUGAGUUUGGAACUUCAGAGACAUUCUCCGCCACGUGUAAGAAGCUCCACGACUUUUUGGAGGUCGAGCAGACAAAGUGUUGAUAGAUGGAGGAGAUCAUGAGAACGUCUCUUCUUACAAAAGCACAGCUCAACACAGAGUGUGACGGCGUUACCCUGGACCUCAGCACCAUCUCCCUGGAAGGCAUUGCGAUUCUGAACAUUCCCAGCAUGCACGGCGGCUCCAACCUCUGGGGUGAGAGCAAGAAGAGGAGGGGACACCGGAAGGGAGGCAAAAAAGGCCAAGAGAAGAGGACCCCACUGCUCGAUCCCAAGGAGCUCAUGUUUGCUGUUCAAGAUGUUUCAGACCAGCUCCUGGAGGUGGUGGGACUAGAAGGAGCCAUGGAGAUGGGUCAGAUCUACACGGGACUGAAGAGUGCCGGAAGACGUUUGGCUCAGUGCUCAUCUGUGACCAUCAGAACCACCAAGUCACUGCCCAUGCAGAUUGAUGGAGAACCUUGGAUGCAGACUCCCUGCACUAUCGAGAUCGUCCACAAAAACCAGGCCCCUAUGCUGAUUGGCCAUCCUCAGAGCCGCAGCUGUUUCUCCUCCAUCAUCAGAAGAACUCACGCUGAGAGCAAAGACUGAUCAUCACCAAGACCCUCCGAGCCUUUUCCAAGAUGGCACGAGCGGUGUUGUGGAGGUGACCUCGGGUCAAUCGUAUCUGGUCCGAUUGUCGUAGAAGUUGGCGGAGUCUCUGAGGAUUUUGACGUCUGAUUGGUCGCUCAGUGUUCAAGAUCGUACCGUAGGUUCAGGUUUGUGUUGCCUGCAGCAUGAAGCGUCAGUUCUGGAGUGAAGUCCUGAGUCAGAUGGUGGGACUUCUCAUGAUAACGUUGUACAUUUGAUCUGUUCCUGUAAGUUUUGUUAAAGAAGGCCUGUAUUUAUUUUUCUUGUGAUUCGUGCCACGUGGAAUCAGUCCAAAAGAUGAAUGUGAUAUUUUUCUAACAUAUUUAUUUCUAUUGAAUUCGCUGCUGUUGGUGGCGCUUUUCAAGUAUCUCCUGACGCAUGAUGGGACAGCAAACGCAUCACGUUGUCGCAGGUCAUAUAUCCAGUUUGCAACCAGUCUUUGAAGAGUGUUUUUGUAGGAUGUUUUCGUCAAGUUCAGUUCUCUGCAGAUGUUCUAAGGCCACUGUAAGCUUUUGAUCCAGGAUGACGACCUCCAGUCCAUGUUCAAUUCCCAUGAGCAAAACUUUUUCAACCCUAUCUGAUUACGUUGUUCCCACCUUAAUGCCUGCUCCACUAAUCUAGCUGUGAUUAUAAUAGACUUUCUCGAUCCGAUACUCAGGAUCUGUAUUGGUCCGAUAGCGGUCAAAAUUUCAGGAUCACACAUAAAAAUAACAUCUAUAGCCAAUCCAAUCCGAUACCUACGCUCAAAUCUGAUACAAUAUUGCCUCUUUGAUAUGCCAGAGGCUAAAAUAAGGUCUCGGAUUGAUAUCUGUGUCUUUUAGUUGCAAUAUCACACAUAAAAAAGUUGUAUCUCAAUACUUUUCCAUCCUGUGUAUUUAACUUUUUUUUUUAAGCUGUAAAGUUGUUUCUUCUUCUUCUGUUUGGAUUAGCUUCAGAUGCUAAUGUUUUUGUAGGAUUUUUAUUUUUAUAAACUCGCUACGCUGCUUCUAAAAGUUUUAGGUAAUCAGAUUGUUUGUCUGUUUUAGGAUGGUUAAGGUUUUAAUCAAGUCUUUUUGUUGACCGUCAACUUUUUUUGGACUCAUCUCACUUUCAAAAAAAGUAGAAUUCUAAGAUUUAGAAAAAUACCCUAAAAUUCUCCUGGUAGGGUUAAGGUAGAGUAUCUUUACUUUUCACAAUCCAAUUUAGUUUUUCAUCAGAUUCAGCUUUUCCGCAAAUCUAACAGUGGCCUUUGUCUGUUUAAAGUGAAAAAAAUAUAUUUAACACUCAUUAGAAAUGCAUGAUACUUUUAGAGAGUUUUUCUCUUUUUAGUUGCACGAAAGUUUUCCUGUCAGGUUUUAACCAAUAGUGUACGGACUUUCUGUAACAUCAGUGACCCGAGCGUGAUGUGAGCCGCUCGGUUUAACCAUAUCACUUUUUAUCCACAAGUUGCCUGCUUAAUUAUUUAUCCGUCAUUUAAUUGUUACUCAGGUUUUUUUUUUCUUUUUUGUUCGAUCGGUACCGUGAGUUUUGACGUGGAUAUUUUUGGACACUCCUGCGAUUAUUGAUUUUCGUGCCGAUCGUCCGCCACGGUGAUGCGUUUAUAGUCGGCUGCACAAACAAGGGCACAUUGCCCACUGACUGACUCAGUACAGACCAACCACUGACUCAUGUAUGAAUACUGCAUAUGGUGAAAUAAAAGAAAUGACAGCCAAAACAAAAUUAAAAAAAAAUUAAAAAUAAUGUGAAUGAAAAGAAUGUAAGCCGACACUGUAAACGUAUUGUUUUUUUAUAGAUGUUAUAUUAUUUCUUAUGUUAAAACUUCAGAGAGGGAAAGCCUGUGUUUUAUUGAGGCGCUGCAGACUGCUCAGUUUAAACAUCGCAUGUAUUAGGAGAAUGUUUUUACACUUGACUGUUUCCUGUCUUUCAAAAAACAAAAAAAAAAAAGUGCCACAUGCCGAUGGAGACUGAUUGGUCCUGUUGUCCUCUUCUGUUUUUGCUUCGUCCAUGCAGACUUUUGUACAGUGAAGUUGUAUUUUUGUACACAGUAAUUUCUUUCAGUCAUGGCUUUGUUCUCAGAAGGUGCAUUUUGUUGUUCUGCUGGAAGACAAAAGACAAAAGACAAAACAUUUCCACCGGAUGACGCUGAAUGAAAACUGUGGCAUUUGACAGAAUAAAACAAUUUUGUUUGUGUUGAUUCCAA
This is a messenger RNA of Cynoglossus semilaevis (tongue sole), 3232 nucleotides long. Its product is annotated as diacylglycerol kinase beta-like. The transcript is spliced from 6 exons. Gene Ontology annotation, molecular function: ATP-dependent diacylglycerol kinase activity. Gene Ontology annotation, biological process: phospholipase C-activating G protein-coupled receptor signaling pathway. The coding region runs from base 475 to 1014 and encodes 179 amino acids. NCBI's taxonomy places the organism in Eukaryota, Metazoa, Chordata, Actinopteri, Pleuronectiformes, Cynoglossidae. The record is from RefSeq and is a predicted model, not a curated record. Gene Ontology annotation, cellular component: plasma membrane.